AGGCUCCUCCUUCUAGCUCCCUCCCCUCGCUCCAGCUCUUCAGCUAAUUGUCCGGCGGCGCGCGCCCUAAAGUUCUAGGCAAAGUACUGAGAACUGGUCGCGGGAUCGCACGCCGGCCAGUAGCAGGGGACCAGGGACCCCGGCACCAGGAGAGCUGGUGCAUGGCGCGGGCUCCCGCCUACCAUCUGUCGGCGAGCAGCUCUCGGCGCCCCAGUCUCCUGCGGCUGGUGCUGGAACUGCCGUCGGCUGAGACUUGCAGGGACUCGAGAAGCCGGGUUUGCGUCCUUCCCGGUCUGAAUUGAAGCACGCAUUGGGGAACCGAGCAGCGUCUCCAGCUGCGGAACACUCAGGCCUGCCCUGUGUCAGCAAAGACCAAGAGAAGAGAUUAAUGCAACAUUGAUAACACUGCCUGCCUUCUUCCAGAAGCACUGUACUUAUUCAGAGAUUUCCUCUGAGACUUCCAGAAUGGCUUUUAGACACAUUGGGUAAGAGCUGGCACCUGCCUGCGAGGACUUCAUACUCUCAGCUCCACCAUCUUCCCAUGGCAUUUCGACUGCGCUGAGCCCAAGGGACCAGCUCUUCACAAUGAGUGACGAGAAGAAUCUGGGUGUGUCUCAAAAGUUGGUUUCACCUUCAAGAAGCACGAGUAGUUGUUCCUCCAAGCAAGGAAGCCGGCAGGACAGCUGGGAAGUGGUGGAAGGACUGAGGGGUGAGAUGACUUACACCCAGGAGCCACCUGUGCAGAAAGGAUUUUUGCUGAAGAAGAGGAAGUGGCCCUUGAAAGGCUGGCACAAGAGAUUCUUCUGCCUGGAAAAGGGAAUCUUGAAAUAUGCCAAGAGCCAAACUGAUAUUGAGAGAGAGAAGCUGCAUGGCUGCAUUGAUGUGGGGCUCUCCGUGAUGUCUGUGAAGAAGUCAUCUAAGUGUAUAGACCUUGACACCGAGGAACACAUCUACCACCUGAAGGUGAAGUCAGAAGAAGUCUUUGACGAGUGGGUGUCCAAGCUCCGUCACCACAGAAUGUACCGGCAGAAUGAGAUCGCCAUGUUUCCCCGGGAUGUCAAUCAUUUUUUCUCAGGGUCCUCCGUCACAGACUCUGCCCCAGGAGUGUUCGAGUCUGUUUCCAGUAGGAAGCGUAGCAGUCUAUCAAAGCAGAAUUCAUUUCCAGCUGGAAGCAAUUUGUCAUUUUCUUGCGGUGGUGACACUCGAGUUCCAUUCUGGCUCCAGUCUUCAGAGGACAUGGAGAAAUGCUCCAAAGACCUGGCACACUGCCAUGCCUAUCUUCUGGAAAUGAGCCAGCUCUUAGAAAGCAUGGACGUCCUGCAUCGGACAUAUUCAGCACCAGCCAUCAACGCUAUUCAGGGUGGAGCUUUUGAAAGUCCCAAAAAGGAAAAACGAUCGCACAGGAGGUGGCGGUCCAGAGCUAUUGGCAAAGAUGCUAAAGGAACGUUGCAGGUCCCUAAACCUUUUUCUGGCCCUGUGAGACUGCACUCCUCUAAUCCUAACUUGUCAACACUGGACUUUGGAGAAGAGAAGUCUUACUCAGAUGGUUCUGAAGCCUCGUCAGAGUUCUCCAAGAUGCAGGAGGAUCUGUGCCAUGUCGCCCACAAAGUUUACUUCGCUUUAAGGUCAGCUUUCAAUAGCAUAUCGGUGGAGAGGGAGAAGCUGAAGCAGCUGAUGGAGCUGGACACCUCCUCCUCCCCUUCCGCUCAGGUCGUCGGUCUGAAGCACGCUCUGUCAUCCGCCCUAGCACAAAAUACAGACCUUAAAGAGCGUUUACGCAGAAUCCAUGCGGAAUCUCUGCUCCUCGACCCGCCCGCUGUUCCCAAGCCGGGGGACAACCUGGCAGAGGAAAACUCCAGGGAUGAAGAAGGCCGAACCCUGGUGCACCAGCUCUCUAACGAGAGCAGGCUGUCCAUCACUGACUCCCUUUCAGAGUUUUUCGAUGCCCAGGAAGUUCUGCUAUCUCCUAGCUCUUCAGAAAAUGAGAUCUCUGAUGAUGAUUCAUAUGUCAGUGACAUAAGUGAUAAUCUGUCCUUAGACAACCUCAGUAAUGAUUUAGACAAUGAAAGGCAGACCUUGGGGCCUGUUCUCGAAAGUGGCGAGGAAACCAGGUCCAAAAGGAGGACCAGCCUGCCAGCGCCGGGUCCCAACACCAGUAGCGUUAGCGUGUGGAGCAUCCUGCGAAACAACAUUGGGAAGGACCUGUCCAAGGUGGCCAUGCCGGUGGAGCUGAACGAGCCGCUGAACACACUGCAGCGGCUCUGCGAGGAACUGGAAUACAGCGAGCUUCUGGACAAGGCUGCGCGCAUUCCCAGUCCCCUGGAGAGGAUGGUGUACGUGGCAGCCUUUGCCAUCUCUGCAUACGCAUCCAGCUACUUCCGAGCAGGCAGCAAGCCAUUUAACCCGGUCCUUGGAGAAACUUACGAAUGCAUCCGACAGGACAAGGGUUUCCAGUUUUUUGCUGAGCAGGUCAGCCACCACCCACCUAUCUCCGCCUGCCACGCUGAAUCUGGAAACUUUGUUUUCUGGCAAGAUGUGAGAUGGAAAAAUAAAUUCUGGGGUAAAUCCAUGGAAAUUGUCCCAAUUGGAACAACUCACGUGACGCUGCCUGCUUUUGGAGAUCACUUUGAGUGGAACAAAGUGACCUCCUGCAUCCACAACAUCUUAAGCGGACAGCGGUGGAUCGAGCACUAUGGUGAAAUUGUCAUCAAGAACCUGAAGGAUGACUCUUGCCACUGCAAAGUGAACUUCAUAAAGGCAAAAUACUGGAGCACUAAUGCCCACGAGAUCGAAGGCACGGUAUUCGACCGCAGUGGGAAGGCUGUGCACCGGCUGUUUGGAAAAUGGCACGAGAGCAUCUACUGUGGCGGCGCCUCCUCCUCCACGUGUGUCUGGAGAGCAAACCCCAUGCCGAAAGGCUAUGAACAGUAUUAUGGCUUCACACAGUUUGCACUGGAGUUAAAUGAAAUGGAUGCUUUGUCAAGGUCUCUAUUACCACCCACCGACACGCGGUUUAGACCAGAUCAAAGGCUUCUAGAAGAAGGGAACAUAGAGGAAGCUGAGGUACAGAAGCAGAGGAUCGAGAAGCUACAGAGGGAGAGGCGGAGGGUCUUAGAGGAGAAUGGCGUGGAGCACCAGCCCCGGUUUUUCAGGAAAUCCAGUGACGAUGCUUGGGUAAGCAACGGGACCUACCUGGAACUGAGGAAAGACCUUGGCUUCUCCAAGCUGGACCAUCCCGUCUUGUGGUGAAAUGCAAAGGAGAGAGAGAGAUUUCCUGUACUUUGCCCACAGUCGCUUCUGGAAGCAGCGCUCAGCUGUCUGUGUGUUUAAACAAUAGUAUGUAGAGUGAUCGCUUGUGCUUAGCCUAGCAUUGCAAGCACUGAAUAUUUUCUUCAGUACGUCUCUUUACAAUUUCAAGUGUUAUCAUGAUUGUUUAUAUGAAUGUAGAACACCUCGGUAUUUCUUUUU
Messenger RNA from Arvicanthis niloticus (Nile rat), 3468 nucleotides. It is a transcript of the gene Osbpl3, whose product is annotated as oxysterol binding protein like 3. Gene Ontology annotation, molecular function: cholesterol binding. The record is from RefSeq and is a predicted model, not a curated record. NCBI's taxonomy places the organism in Eukaryota, Metazoa, Chordata, Mammalia, Rodentia, Muridae. Gene Ontology annotation, cellular component: nuclear membrane; plasma membrane; perinuclear endoplasmic reticulum.